CUAAGCUAUAUGAGAGGAUCUUUAACUAGCAAUCUAAGCAGCUCGAAAAUUACAGAAAACUGGAAAAAGUUAAGAAUGGGUAGAUUACUGUUACAUUCGUGCACUGAAAUUGCCAUUGCAGUGGGGGUGAGUUGCUUGCUGCUGGUGAUGAGUGUGGGUUCUGUUGCAGUACGAGUAUCCACUACCAGUAAAUGCAUUGAUGGGGAGAGACAAGCGCUCCUCAAGUUUAAGCACAACAUUCUUGAUGAGUACGAAUAUCUUAGCUCUUGGGGCAACCACGAUGAAAAUUGCUGCUGCGGUUGGGCUGGAGUUGGGUGUGAUAACCUCACUGGUCAUGUCAUCAAGCUUGAUCUUUCUGGUAUGGACCUGAGGGCGAAAGGUGGUAUGUAUAACACCCAGUGGCGGAUCCAGAAAUUGUGCUUAUUGGGGGCAUAAUAACAUACAAAGGAUGAAGAUAUGUUACAUUCCCAAUUGAUUCAACUUAAUUAUGUUAUAUGAAUAUAUGAUCUCCUAUAUAUACGUUUCAUUUAUCCCAUG
Molecule: messenger RNA, 537 nt
Organism: Cuscuta epithymum
Lineage: Eukaryota; Viridiplantae; Streptophyta; Magnoliopsida; Solanales; Convolvulaceae
Source: the annotation of a GenBank genome assembly